AUGCUCCCCGACGCGCGUUCAUCUCGCUCCGCCCUGGAAUAUGCGCAUAUAGGAAACCUCUCCUGGAACACUAAUGACGACACGCUCCGCUCGGCCUUCUCUCAGUUCGGGCAAGUUCUCGACUGUAUCGUGAUGAAAGAUCGCGAGUCUGGCCGCUCCCGUGGCUUUGGCUUCGUGACAUUCGGCACCUCGCAGGAGGCGCAAGCUGCUAUCGACGGCCUCAACGAGCAGGACCUCGACGGUCGCCGCAUCCGUGUCAACCUGGCCAAUGCCCGCCCGCCCCAAGGAGGCUCCGGCGGCUUUGGUGGUGGUGGUGGGUAUAACGGUGGCUCUGGCGGUGGGUACCAGGGUGGCGGAGGCUACGGCGGCGGCGGGUACGGCGGUGGACGUGGCUCUGGAUACAACUCUGGCGGGUAUGGCGGCGGAGGAUACGGUGGUAACUCCGGCGGCUAUGGUGGCGGAGGGUACCAGGGCGGCAGCUACGGCGGCUACCAGGGUGAGUAG
Dacryopinax primogenitus is the source of this 504-nucleotide messenger RNA. Its product is annotated as RNA-binding domain-containing protein. Gene Ontology annotation, molecular function: mRNA binding. Lineage: Eukaryota; Fungi; Basidiomycota; Dacrymycetes; Dacrymycetales; Dacrymycetaceae. The record is from RefSeq and is a predicted model, not a curated record. The transcript is spliced from 3 exons. Bases 1 to 504 code for a protein of 167 amino acids.